AUGGGUCCCGGCCGCAAGGUCUACCACAAGCUCUGUCUCAAGUGCGAAGAAUGCGGGAAGAGGCUUGAUCCUGGAAACCUCGUUCAACAUGAGAACAUGCUGUACGGUACUCGAGACCUGCGACACGCCAACCACCUUCCCACCACCUCAUCCCCAGCUCACUCCCCGGCCCAGCGCCGGGAGGCGCAGGAUGAGCCCAUGCCGACGACCCCCACGCGUGCGCCAGCAGCCCGCGCCGUGCCCCCUCCGAUGGACUACUACACCGCUCCGGACCUCUCCAGUCCCGUUGCUCCGGCAUUGACAUCGGCCCAGCCACCCUUGCCUGACUCUCCCGCUGGAGCAGCUGUCGUCGCCGACCCGGCGACGGAGUGGAAGCGUCCAAACUUUCGUAACGAGCGCCCGAUCCCCGCCGGCGUCUCAGCUGUCGCUGCUGCGGGUGGGCUGAGCGACCGCGGCCUCCUGCGGAGGACGGACAGCCCCCGUUCUAAAGUCGGUACGAGGCCGGACUUCGAGGACCGCUGUGCCGGGUGUGAGAAGAGGGUGUAUGCCGCCGAGCAGGUAGUGGCUAUUGGGAACAAGUGGCACCGCGGAUGCCUCCGCUGCUCGUCGUGCCGCUCAACCAUCGACCCCUCGCGCGUGUCCGACCGCGACGGACAGCCGUGGUGCAAGAACUGCUAUGCGCGUGAACACGGUCCCGAGGGUAUUGCGGGGAAGCGGUAA
Apiotrichum porosum is the source of this 720-nucleotide messenger RNA. RefSeq lists its product as uncharacterized. Gene Ontology annotation, cellular component: cytoplasm. NCBI's taxonomy places the organism in Eukaryota, Fungi, Basidiomycota, Tremellomycetes, Trichosporonales, Trichosporonaceae. The transcript has 5 exons. The record is from RefSeq and is a predicted model, not a curated record. The coding region runs from base 1 to 720 and encodes 239 amino acids. Gene Ontology annotation, biological process: actin cytoskeleton organization.